AUGGCAACUCGGAAUACUAGAAGCUCCCAGCUAAAAAACAGAGUUUCUCAAGGCAAUAAUAGUUUCCAGACCAAUCUCUUAUCCUGGAAGGUAAAAGAGAAAUCAGGCAACUUGAAGAGGAUCUUAAAAGAAAGCAAUUCUAUGGAAAAUUCUACACAAGCUGAAGAUGAUCUGCAAAUAGCAGUAGGAUACUUUCAGAAAGGCCCCAAAAAAGCCUCACUGAAUAAAGACAGGAUCUUGGAAAAACACUUGAAAACUGUGGAAAAUGUGGCUUGGAAAAAUGGCUUAGCUCCAGAAGCAAUUGAUAUUUUAUUAAAUGUGGCACUCAGUGGCAAGUUUGGGAAUGCUGUAAACACACGGAUACUGAAGUGCAUGAUUCCAGAAACUCUCAUAUCCGAAGAUUCUGUGGUUAAGGCAGUGUCCUGGCUCUGUGUUGGCAAGUGUUCUGGUAAUACCAAGGUACUUUUUUAUCGUUGGUUGGUUGCGAUGUUUGACUUUAUUGAUCAUAAGAAGCAAAUUACUUUGCUCUAUGGCUUCUUUUUUGCUUCAUUGCAAGAUGAUGCUCUGUGCCCCUAUGUUUGCCAUUUGUUAUAUUUACUGACUAAAAAAGAGAAUGUCAAACCAUUUCGUGUGAGAAAAUUGCUUGACCUUCAAGUCAAAAUGGGGAUGCAGCCUCACCUCCAGGCUUUGUUGUCGCUGUAUAAGUUCUUUGCUCCUAGUUUGAUUUCUGUAUCUUUGCCUGCAAGGAGGAAGAUCUAUUUUAAUAAUUCAAAGAAUUUGUGGGCUUCAGCUGUGAUUGCUGUGAAGCUAAGAAACCAAGGAGCUUUUCCAGAACCUCUAAAGCUGAUAUCAGGUCCAACUAAGGGCUGCUCUCUAAAAAGAAAAUGGAGUUCUCACUCAGUUAUACCAGCACCAAAUUCUGCUAACAUAGAAUGUGGGGGAAAGAAGAGUCUUUCUGAUUUUCUCAGCAAUGAAAGAUCACUUCCACUAGAACAGCUUCAAAGUUUCCCUCAACUUUUGCAAAACAUUCAUUGCUUAGAGCUGCCUUCUCAGAUGAUCUCAGUACUGAACAGCUCUCUGCUACUUCACUACAUUAAUUGUGUCAGAGAUGAGUCAAUCUUACUGAGGCUCUAUUAUUGGCUGAAUCAAACAUUACAAGAAGAAUGCAUAUGGUAUAACAUAAAUAAUUAUGAACAAGAAAAAGAAUUUACCAACUUCCUGGACAUUGUCAUCAGGGUGCAGUGCUUCUUACAAGAGGGGUUUUACUCCUGUGAAGCAUUUCUGUAUAAGAGCCUGCCUCUCUGGGAUGGCUUCUCCUGCCGGUCACAGUUCCUUCAGCUUCUAUCCUGGAUUCCAUUCAGUAGCUUCUCUGAGGUGAAGCCACUCUUUUUUGAUCAUCUAGCCCCUCUCUUCUUUACAUCAACCAUUUAUUUCAAGUGUAGUGUUCUACAAAGUCUGAAAGAACUACUGCAGAAUUGGCUAUUGUGGCUUUCUAUGGAUGCCCAAGAGCAAUGGGUGACAAACAGUCCUCAGGAGACAACUUUGGGUGGAUCCAUGAACUCUGUGUUUCAAUUGAUUGACUAUGUAGGCUGGCUGUCCAUGAUUGCGAUACGCUUGGAGAACAAUAGUACAUUAUUGUUGCACUUUAUUUUGGACUUCUAUGAGAAGGUGUGUGACAUAUAUAUAAAUUAUGAUCUUCCAUUAUUGGUGUUGUUUUCUCCUGUGAUCUUCCAUUCUGCACUCCUAAGCCUGGAUGCCAGUAUCUUGAACCAACUUUGUUACAUUAUAUACAGGUAUCGCAAUAAUUUGACAGCUGCAAAGAAAGACAACUUUUUAAAGAAGGAAAAAUCAGACUUCAAUCUCAGCAGCAAGAUCUGUCAAGAAUUUAAUUACUAUUUGACAGUUAUGGUUCAUUGCUUAUGGAUGUCCACACCAUUUGAAAAAGGAGUAUACAUUGAUCCCCAAAAAUUAGAAAAUACUGAAGUAACAGAGUAUAAAAACAGCUUAAAUUUAGUUCACCAUCCUUCUCUAUUGAGCUAUGCAGUUUGCUUUUUGCUACAGGAAAGCCCAGAAGAAAGGACAGUGGACUUGAGCUCUAUUCGGGGGAAGAAAUGGAACCAGUAUCUGGACUAUUUAUUUUCAGAGGGUUUUAAGGGCUUGAAACUUUUCAUAAAAAGUAGUAUCCAUCGAUUUUCUAUAUCCUAAACAGAGAACCAAUCCACAAUGGUGAACAUUAGAGGAAUGUUGACAUAA
Phodopus roborovskii (desert hamster) is the source of this 2253-nucleotide messenger RNA. RefSeq names its product centromere protein I (gene Cenpi). Gene Ontology annotation, cellular component: kinetochore. The record is from RefSeq and is a predicted model, not a curated record. NCBI's taxonomy places the organism in Eukaryota, Metazoa, Chordata, Mammalia, Rodentia, Cricetidae. The transcript is spliced from 20 exons.